Oncorhynchus gorbuscha (pink salmon) is the source of this 4120-nucleotide messenger RNA. It is a transcript of the gene map4k5, whose product is annotated as mitogen-activated protein kinase kinase kinase kinase 5. The record is from RefSeq and is a predicted model, not a curated record. Gene Ontology annotation, molecular function: ATP binding; MAP kinase kinase kinase kinase activity. Gene Ontology annotation, biological process: protein phosphorylation. The transcript is spliced from 34 exons. NCBI's taxonomy places the organism in Eukaryota, Metazoa, Chordata, Actinopteri, Salmoniformes, Salmonidae.
CAGCAGCUCGUACUGUCAACAGGAGGAAAUGACGUGAUAACGUCGAAAACGUGAGGUGACAAUAAAGUACAUUUCCCCUAGUUAGUAGCAGCUCGCACUGUCAACAGGAGGAAAUGACGUGAUAACGUCGAAAACGUGAGGUUGGGACUUCCAGCCGAGAUAAGUUUUUUAUUUUGUUGCCGUUGCUGAGUGAGCAGCCAGCAAGAAGUUUACACUUUCUCUGAGGAAUAAAUAAUACUUUUAUGUUUUUUUUUUUAAAUAUUUUUUUUUUGUUGCGGGGGGAUGAAAAGGAAUUGAACAUAUGACUUUUUGUAUGUCAACGUAUAUGGAGUAAUUGGAAAUGGACCAGAGGCCAGAUUUGGAAGCAACACUUCUGCAGCUUUAGAGAAGCAAGUUAUCACAACUUGAAGUACUCCCCUCGAAUGAUAGUGACGUGUAUUUGCACAAGCUAACUAGCUAGCUAAAUGUAAAGUAGCUAGGUGUUGACAAGCUAUCCAGCCAAUUAGCUAGCUGAUAUGGAUAUCUUUCCAAGACCUAGUGGAGAAAUUCAAAGAAAAAACCCACAGCAGGAUUUCGAGCUCAUUCAACGAGUGGGGAGCGGCACAUAUGGAGAUGUGUACAAGGCUCGAAACAUUCAAACGGGAGAGCUUGCUGCUGUCAAGAUUAUUAAACUGGAGCCAGGGGAUGACUUUUCCAUCAUCCAGCAGGAGAUCUUCAUGGUGAAGGAAUGCAUGCACCACAACAUAGUGGCCUACUUCGGGAGCUACCUCUGCCGGGAGAAGCUGUGGAUCUGUAUGGAGUACUGUGGUGGAGGAUCUCUACAGGACAUAUAUCACGUGACGGGGCCUCUGUCAGAGCCACAGAUCGCCUACGUCUGCCGAGAGACCAUACAGGGUUUGGGAUACCUUCACAGCAAGGGGAAGAUGCACCGUGACAUCAAGGGUGCUAAUAUCCUCUUAACAGACAAUGGGGAUGUGAAACUAGGUGAGCUAUUCAUCCAUGCUUGAAGACCCGUAAAGGUCGUCAUUGUCUUUCUCAAGAGGAAGUCCUUCAUCGGGACUCCUUAUUGGAUGGCCCCGGAGGUAGCAGCAGUAGAGAAGAACGGAGGUUACAACCAGCUGUGUGACAUCUGGGCCGUGGGCAUCACCUCUAUAGAACUGGCCGAGCUGCAGCCCCCUAUGUUUGACCUCCACCCAAUGAGGGCCUUGUUUCUCAUGUCGAAGAGCAGCUUUCAGCCUCCCAAGCUGAAAGAUAAAAUUAAGUGGUCCACAGCCUUCCAUAACUUUGUGAAAGUCUCUCUGACCAAGAACCCAAAGAAGAGACCGACAGCAGAGAAGCUCCUAUCGCAUUUGUUUUUAGAUCAGACAGGGCUGACUAGGAGAGUAGCUGUGGAGCUGCUGGACAAGAUGAACAACCCAGACAACCACCAACACUUCUCUGAGGUGGACGACGAUGACCUGGAGUCUCUUUCAGUAGUGAGACACACCAUCCGUUCCAUCAACAAACACCCCAGACCAGAGAGAACUCACUCAGAGAUCAGCUUUGAUAAAGUGAAGUUUGAACCUCCACUGAGGAAGGAAACGGAGGCUCACACUGAAAUGGAUGUGACUAAACAGAGCGACUUCCCCUCCCCCUGGAGCCCAUUCGCAGAGGGAGGCAUCACGACCAGAGGACAUAUGGCCCAUCUGGAGGACGCCUUUGAAGACGUGGAGCUGUCGACCCUGAAGCAUGGAAUCCCACCACCUCUACCGCCAAAGCCUCAACUGAACAGUUUGUCAGAUGAGCUAGGUCUGACUGAUGAGCGGUGUCUGACGGUGAGGAGGUUCCCGGGCUCAGAGAGCAGCCCAGGCCUGGGCCCCCGGAGACUGAGCACCCCAGAGCAGGGCAACAAGGUGGAGCACCCCUCUCCUGACUACCUGUCAGCCAGCGUCAGUAGUCCUGGUAUACUGUCCACAGCCUCGGACCCUGAACUUGAAGACUCUGAUGGAGGUGUGAACGGGGACAGUCCCAAGACUCCUCCCAGCCGACCACAGAGGAAGGAGAAGAAAGACUACCCUAAGCCAGCUAUCAACGGCCUGCCCCCCACUCCUAAAGUCCUGAUGGGAGCCUGUUUCUCCAAAGUGUUUGAUGGUUGUCCACUGAAAAUCAACUGUGCCACGUCGUGGAUACACCCAGAUACCAAAGACCAGUACCUUAUAUUUGGGACGGAGGAUGGGAUCUAUACCCUCAACCUGAAUGAGCUGCAUGAAGCCACCAUGGAACAGCUGUUCCCCAGGAAGUGUACCUGGCUCUACAUCAUCAACAACAACCUGAUGUCCCUGGCAGGAAAGACCUUCCAGCUGUACUCUCACAACCUGAUUGGGCUGUUUGAGCAGCUGAAGAAACCUGGCCUCGCCUCUCAGUUCCAGACACACCGCUUCCCAGACAAGAUCUUACCUAGGAGGUUUGCCUUGACCACCAAGAUCCCGGACACAAAGGGCUGUCACAAGUGCUGCAUUGUGAGGAACCCCUACACGGGCCAUAAGUACCUGUGUGGAGCGCUGCAGUCUGGGAUAGUCCUGCUACAGUGGUACGAGCCCAUGCAGAGGUUCAUGCUCAUCAAGCACUUUGACUUCCCCCUACCCAGCCCUCUGAAGGUGUUUGAGAUGUUGGUGGUUCCAGAGCAGGAAUACCCCAUGGUGUGUAUAGCUGUCAGCCAGGCCAUGGAGCCAGGCCAGGUGGUUCGCUUUGAGACCAUCAACCUCAACUCCUGCUCUUCCUGGUUCACUGAGAUGGGAUCAACUGGCCAAGCAGUGGAUGCCAUCCAUGUGACCCAGCUGGAGAGGGACACCGUGCUCGUGUGCCUGGACAAAAAUCUAAAGAUCGUGAACCUCAUGGGAAGAUUAAAGUCUAACAAGAAGCUAGCCUCGGAGCUCAGCUUUGACUUCGCCAUUGGAUCCGUUGUGUGCCUUCAGGACAGUGUUCUGGCCUUCUGGAAGCACGGCAUGCAGGGAAAGAGCUUCAAGUCCAACGAGGUCACCCAGGAGAUUUCUGAUCCCAGUCGAGUCUUCCGUCUCCUCGGAUCUGACAGGGUGGUGGUUCUAGAGAGCCGGCCCACUGACAACCCCACAGCCCUCAGCAACCUCUACAUCCUGGCCGGGCAUGAGAACAGUUACUAGCCCCUUAACCGUGUUACCAGCUCCUAGCUCUGACCCAGUGACUCCACACAGAGGGAGGGGGAGGGGCACCUACAAACCCAUUGGAUUAGGUGAAGAAUUAGCUGGAAGUGGAUAAACUCACAGCAGUCCACUUCCCUCAGCAAGCUCUCAUACCGCCUGGACUCAUGGUACAACCACAGAUAGAACAAUGAGACAGAUAUUUCAUUGGAUGGAUGAAAUGUGAAGCAUCCGGGGUGUUAGCGUUUUCACACACUACCAAAUAUGGUAGUGAGAGGAAGUCCACCAGGCGGUCGAUGGGAGAAGAUGGAACGAGAUGGAUUUUGACCGACAUUCUGCAAAUCUUCUCAUCAAUGAAACAUUUGAUCACAAUACAGUAGUUUUCUGUUCCCAAUACUAGAAUCUGUUACGAUACGGAACGGAUUCAUUUUUGUAGACUUUACCCUUUUGCAAAUGUGUUUUUAUUUUAUUUUUUAUCAUGCUGUUACAAGGAGUGCAAAGGUGAAUUGGGUUAUUGCACAUUUCGCAGAGUUAGGUGUUCCCUAAUGGAAAUAUGUAGAUGUAUACUAGAAGGCGCCAAUAGGCUCCUGCUAUCUCGUGCUUGGCUCUGCCCACUGACUCAUUUGUUCCCAUUGGAAACGACAAGCUGUGGUCUAUCUUGUUUUAGUGAUAAAAAAUCUUUGAUUGAACUGUGUCACCAAACCCAGGAAGUAGUUAGUGAAUACAGAAACAACAGGUCAUCAACCAACAGGUCAGACAAGGGGACUGUGAUGCUUCAAGCAAAACCACAUCCUUCCUCAUCACAGAUCUUCCAACGGCCUUAUGCUGAGCAGGCAAGCAGCACCUCCUCCUCCCUCUACAGUCCUGUCCUCCUCCCUCUACAGUCCUGUCCUCCUCCCUCUACAGUCCUGUCCUCCUCCCUCUACAGUCCUGUCCUCCUCCUCCCUCUACAGUCCUGUCCUCCU